This is a messenger RNA of Myripristis murdjan (pinecone soldierfish), 1545 nucleotides long. It is a transcript of the gene hgd, whose product is annotated as homogentisate 1,2-dioxygenase. Gene Ontology annotation, biological process: L-phenylalanine catabolic process. Bases 105 to 1436 code for a protein of 443 amino acids. Gene Ontology annotation, molecular function: homogentisate 1,2-dioxygenase activity. The transcript has 14 exons. The record is from RefSeq and is a predicted model, not a curated record. Gene Ontology annotation, cellular component: cytoplasm. Lineage: Eukaryota; Metazoa; Chordata; Actinopteri; Holocentriformes; Holocentridae.
CACAGUUAGUGCCGGGCAAGGACAUAACUUCAUUUUUAACCAGUAACUUUUUAGGACACUGAGGCACUUUUGUAACUGCUGGAGAAGUUACUACAGACGGGACAAUGGCAGGACUAAAGUACAUGAGUGGUUUUGGGAACGAGUUCUCCUCUGAAGACCCUCGCUGUCCCGGAGCCUUACCUGAAGGACAGAACAACCCUCAGGUCUGUCCGUAUGGCCUCUAUGCUGAGCAGCUGUCCGGCUCCGCCUUCACCUGCCCACGGCCAGCCAAUAAGAGGAGCUGGCUCUACCGCAUCUUGCCAUCCGUCAAACACAAGCCCUUCACCCCAAUGCCCUGUGGCCACCUAACAGAGAACUGGAACGAAGCGGAGCCUGAUCCCAACCAGAUGCGAUGGCUGCCAUUCACCAUCCCUAAAUCCUCAGGGGCAAAAGUGGACUUUGUAGCUGGGCUGCACACUAUCUGCGGUGCCGGGGACGCUAAAUCUCGCAAUGGGAUUGGAAUUCAUGUAUACACCUGCAAUACCUCCAUGGUAGACAGGUGUUUCAACAACUCAGACGGAGACUUUCUGAUUGUUCCCCAGCAGGGUGAGAUCCUGAUCACCACAGAGUUUGGAAAGAUGAUGGUUGAGCCCAACGAGAUCUGUGUCAUCCAGCAAGGGAUGCGGUUCAGUGUGGAUGUGUUUGGAGAAACCAGAGGCUAUAUACUGGAGGUGUACGGUGCCCAUUUUGAGCUCCCUGACCUUGGACCCAUAGGAGCCAAUGGCCUGGCUAACCCAAGAGACUUCCUGUGUCCAGUUGCAUGGUAUGAGGAUCGCAAAGUGGCCACAGGUUACACCGUCAUCAACAAGUACCAAGGAAAGCUCUUCGCCUGCCAACAGGAUUUCUCUCCCUUCAAUGUGGUAGCCUGGCACGGGAAUUACACACCAUAUAAAUACAACCUGGAGAACUUCAUGGUCAUCAACUGUGUGGCCUUUGAUCACGCGGAUCCCUCCAUCUUCACUGUGCUGACUGCCAAAUCCACGCGGCCAGGUGUGGCCAUCGCCGACUUUGUCAUAUUCCCCCCACGCUGGGGCGUAGCUGACCACACCUUCCGCCCACCGUACUAUCACCGGAACUGCAUGAGUGAGUUCAUGGGCCUGAUCAAAGGCCACUAUGAAGCCAAAGAGGAGGGUUUCCAGCCAGGAGGGGGCAGCCUGCACAGCAUAAUGACCCCGCACGGCCCCGACGCUGACUGCUUCGAGAAGAACAGCACGGCCAGUCUCAAACCUGAGAGGGUGGCUGAGGGAACCAUGGCUUUUAUGUUUGAGUCAUCCUUCAGCAUGGCAGUGACCAAGUGGGGUCUGGAAACUUGCCAGAGGCUGGACAAGAGUUACUACCAGUGCUGGGAACCUCUCCGCAGUCACUUCAACCCCAAGUGGAAGCCCAGCAAACAGUAGAAACUCAGAAUUAUUAAGCUGUACCAGAGAGGCAGCAAUCCUGUACGUGGUGGUCCAUAACAUUGGGUUCUCAUAACUAGUUACACUCUAAUAACAAUAAAAUAAAUCA